AUGAGAGAAGGAGAAUACGAAAAGUUUGAGGUUCCUGAUGUCACAAAGGCACAGAUAGACCAACUUCAAGCAAAGCUUAAUUCUGUUGUAUGGCCAAAUGAACUCGAGGAGGACUAUGGUUGGAGCUAUGGUGCGCCUACUUGGGCUGUUAAGCCACUUGUCGAAGAAUGGGCACAUUCAUUUGAUUGGCAAGAGCUCAAGACAACUAUCAAUCGAUGGCAUCAUUAUCGCAUGAAAAUUGAUGACCUCUUGAUCCACUUCAUACACGAACCUUCCUCCAACCCUGAUGCCAUCCCGAUCGUUCUCUUGCACGGAUGGCCCUCUACUUUUUAUGAAUUUUAUAAGCUAAUCGAGCCUCUUAGAGAUGGAGCAAAUAAUGGGCAGUCGUUUCAUGUCGUAGUUCCAAGUUUACCUGGCUAUGGAUACUCAGAGGCGCCCAAAGUAAAGGGCUAUGGUGUGAAAAAAAUGGCAUCUAUCAUCAACCGCCUGAUGAUUAACUUGGGAUAUGACAAGUAUUUGCAUCACGGUGGCGACUGGGGAGGAAUUAUCGGAAGGCAGAUUGCUCUUAAGCAUAAUAAUCACUGUGCGGCCUUCCAUACUAAUUUACCUAUGGCUUUGCCUACGUUACCCACGCCAAGAAACCUCUUGCUCCACCCUUGGAAAGUGCUCAAGUUUCUGUUGAGUAUAAUAUUAGGGUUUAAAUUAAUGUAUGGUAAAGGAAAGGUCAAUCUUGGCGGCGCAACAUUUGCAAAUGCUGAGCGAAAUUAUGACUGUGGAUACCGAUCGAUUCAAGGCACAAAACCAUACACUCUGGCUUAUGGUUUAUCUGAUAGUCCUGUUGGUCUUUUAGGUUGGAUGCUCGAAAAGUACCAUGACUGGACGUGUCAUCCUGCUGAAAGACGAGAUACUGAAGCCUUACCACCAACAAUUAGUUCAAAAGAAUUUCUUACACAGGUAUCCAUCUAUUGGAUAACCAACACAAUGUCUUCUUCUAUUCGUAUUUAUUAUGAAUGUCUUCAUCAAAACGAACUGCGUUACUUGGUUCCUCCCCGUAUCAAGAUUCCUAUGGGUGUAUCCGCAUUUGACCAUGACGUUUUCAAGUUGCCUAGAGAUUGGAUAGCAACCUCUGGUAAUUUACAUCAAUACACUGAAACUGACUGUGGUGGGCACUUCCCUAGCUUAGAAGAACCCAAGAUUUUGUUAUCGGACAUCCAACGUUUUGGUAGACAUCUAAGACAGAGCCACAUUUUAUAA
Molecule: messenger RNA, 1254 nt
Organism: Rhizopus microsporus ATCC 52813
Lineage: Eukaryota; Fungi; Mucoromycota; Mucoromycetes; Mucorales; Rhizopodaceae
Product: epoxide hydrolase domain protein
Exons: 6
Coding region: 1-1254 (417 amino acids)
Biological process (GO): epoxide metabolic process
Molecular function (GO): epoxide hydrolase activity
Source: RefSeq, a predicted model, not a curated record